This is a messenger RNA of Tetrahymena thermophila SB210, 1173 nucleotides long. RefSeq names its product tetratricopeptide repeat protein. NCBI's taxonomy places the organism in Eukaryota, Ciliophora, Oligohymenophorea, Hymenostomatida, Tetrahymenidae. The transcript has a single exon. The record is from RefSeq and is a predicted model, not a curated record. Gene Ontology annotation, molecular function: protein binding.
AUGAAAAUUAAAGAUAAAUAAGUGCUUGUUUUUUAUGCUGAGAAGUAAGUUAUUUUAUAUAAUGAGAGUAUUGAUGAAGUGAAAAAAAGAAUUGAGAGUGAACUUAAAGAAAACGAAAAUGACAUAAAAUUGUUAUCUAUUUACGCUUAAAUUCUACAUUAAUAUGAUAACGAUUACAUUUUAGCAUUGAAGUAUAUUAAGAAAAUUCUUCAAUUAAAUAAAAAAGAUGUGGAUGCUCGAUUAGAAUUGAUAAUCAUUAUGUUACAGUACUUUGUAGGAAAUACAGAUGAUUGUUAAAAUAUUUUAAAUGAGUGCUUAAAGAUUGAUGAUAAUUAUUGGAGGACACAUUUUAUUUAGAUUAAGUACUAUGAUUUUCUUCUAAAAAGUAACUCUUUCAUGAUGAAAGAAAUCAAAUUGUUGCUAAAUAGAUUUCCAAACAAUCCAUGGAUAACUGUUUACUACUGGCAAAUAGCAGGAGAUGAGGAUGAAUUAAGUUUAUAAGAUGUUAAUAUGGAAUUAAUUGAAAAUUCUGAGUAUUUAGACUUUGAGAUGUUGAGAAGAAUUGCUUAUUACUUUUAAAGAGUUGAUAAAAAUAAUUUGGCUGAGUAAUUACAGAAAUAAUCUCUAAAACUUAAUCCUAAAAGUUUUGUAAAUUUAAAUAAUUAUGCUUAGCUCUUGAGAGAUUCCUUUAAUAACAAUAAAGAUUGCAUUUACUAUUGUCAAAAGUCACUUGAAUAUAAUCCUCGUUAUGUAAUGGCAAUGCUCAAUUUAGCAUUCACUUACUAAUUUUUAGAAAAAUAUGAAAUUAGCAAUAAGCUUAUCAAAAAUCUUAUAGAAAUAUAAAACACUAAAUCUAUCUUUUUUGAAGGUCUCAUUCAAAACUACAUCAAUCUCGAACAAACAGAUAAAGCUAUGUUAUAUUGCUAGAAGGCAAAUAAAAAGUUCCCUAAUAACUAUGAAAUAAAUGUUAUGUAUUCCUAUGAAUUAAUUUAACAUCAAAUUUACACAGAAGGAAUAGAAACAGAUUUUGAAUAUGUUGAAAUUGUUUUAUUUAAUAAUCUUGAUCUCUUUAUUAAUUAGCCCAAUUAUGAUUCUGAUUAUUAUUAUAUUAUAAAUCAUAUGAAUUAUAUUUAUGGUGAUAAUGAUGCAGAUUACAAUAUAAUCGAGAUUUGA